AUGCGUCCGCCCUCGCAGCCCGUCGGGGCCAAUGGCGCGACCGUGACCUCUACGCCCUCCCCUUUGUCGUCGUCUUCGAACUCGGUCGGCUCUCCCGCCAACGCGUCGACUUCAGCGGCAGCGACGGCCGCAUCGACAGCGAUGGCGACGACUCCGGCGACGGCGACGGGUCUUGCGCCGCAGCGGCCGCGUCGGACCAACGCCAAGCGCAGCUGCCUCGAGUGCCGCUCGAAAAAGGCAAGGUGCGAGCUGCCCAAUCUCCACGUCCCCUCGUCGCGGCAGCCGGUGCCCGACCACCAGCGAUGCCACCGGUGCAGUGUGCUCCAGAUUGACUGCGUCGUCUGGGACGGCGACCGCAAGCGUACCCCGCGCUUACCACCGCCACCACCCACGUCGGACCUCGACACGCUGGCCGCCGCCGCCGAUGCACGCCCAGCCAAACGCUCCCGGCCGUCGAGCCCGGGCAACCCGGCCUGCAGAUCCAGCAGCCAUUCCACCCCCCACGGCCUCGAAGCCGGAGCAGGCCGUAACGACGGCGGCGCGGGCCCGAUCCGGAGUCGGAGGAGCCGGAGCAAUAGCAGCGUGCUGCGCGACCAGCCUGCCUCGUCGCAUGCCACCACGCUCGCCUCGCUCCUGCGCUCGCCGUCGAUGGCCGCCGACGCGGCGGAUUCGAUCCCCACGUCGCCCGCUGCCGUGUCGGCCGCCGCAGGCACCACCGCUCGCGACCUCCUCUUUUUUGGACCACCUCGUCGCCCCUCUUCCGCCGACCCGGACGGCCACCGCCAUCCAUCCGACUCGCACGCGCCGUACGGCGACGGACCGGACGACGACGGUCGGGCGGAUCGCGGGCCGCCGACGGCAGAUCGACGACCGUCGUUGCGGGCGCCACACCUGCACCACGGCGAUGGGCGCCGCAGCCUUGACCCUUGGCCUGCGACCGCUGCGACCGCUGCUUCCGCCGACGAGGACCACGACGGUGGGCGCAAGUCGGUAUGGAGCCCGUUUUCGGUGUUGCUGGGCUACGCCUCGACCCAGGACGCCUUUCUCGCCCACCUCCUCGAGCGGAUCGCGUCGCCGGCGCCGAGCCUGGGCGUCAUCGACAUCGUCGACACGCUCGACGAGCAGACGUGCCUCUCGCUCGAGCCGCACCUCGAGCCCUACCUCUGCUGGCACCCGCACAUGCCCCUGCUCGGCACCGCCUUCGUCGAGCACCGCCAGCAUCCGACCAAGUCUUCAUCGCUCCUCCUCGUCACGCUCGCCCUCCUCGCCGUGCGCCACCGCGAGCCCCUCUCCGGCCCGCUGCCUCGCCAGCUUUCGGGCGCCGUCGACCGCCUCGGCUCCCAGGUGCUCGUCUCGACGCCGCGCAGCUUCCACACCGCCGUGGCCCUCGAGCUGCUCGUGGCGCACGAGCCCGCCCUGGUUGGGACCGCCGCCGCCGGUCCCUCGAUCCAGGAUCAGGCCCUCCGCGGGCGCGACCUGGCCGGCCAGAACCUUGUCGCCGCCGCCCUCAACAUCUGCCGCGACGUUGGCAUCGACGAGGCCCCGCACCGGGUGGCCGCGCUCCUCGACCUGUCCGCGCGCACCCCCGAGCAGCAGCGCCAGGUCGAGCGCCUCGCCGCGUCCGCGUCGCUCUGGAUCAGCCUGCGCCUGUGGGAGGGCCACUACGCGCUGAUCAGGCCCCUCAUCCGACCCCUGACGGACCUCGAGGGCCUCUCGCGAAGCGCCCAACUGCUUGUCCGGAGGGACUCGGUCGGCGACGAGAUCGUUCCGAAACCGCAGCGCGACCCAUCGGCGCCUGGUGCCGACGACAGAGCGUCGGCCGCAGCCACCGAGGAGCUCGAACGCUCCGCCGGCCGCACGCUGCUAGCCUUCCGCAUGCGCGGCAUGGCCAGCUUCCAUGCGGCCCUGUCGUCCAUCGAGACGGUCAUCCACCACUACAACGAAAACCGAGCUGGCGUCGAACCCGACCGGUCUUCGAGCGGCGGCGACCGCGCCGGUCGCGACUGGGUCGACGCCGACCAUGCCAACGACCAUGAGCACCACCACGAUCACAACCCGAAACAGCGCGACCGGACAAGUACGUCGCCGCAGAGGCGCAAGGCGGCGAUGCGGCAGCGCAUCGUCGAUGUGGUCCUCGAGGCCUACGAGCGGCGCAAGGCCGACCAUGACGCCCAGCGGACCGCGAUGGCGGUCUUUGUGCGCAACGGCGUCGGCCUGCUCGUCGAGGCGUGGUGCCAGAUCGAGUCGACCUCGCUCUACUCGAGGCUGGGCCUUUUGGGCAACCUGGCGCUGUACUCGGGCCAGCUGAGCCACGCGUUCUCGCCAAAGUCGUUGAUGCGCGCGCUCAUUUCGAGCCCCGAGCUGCGCGAACCCCUCUACAAGGUUGGCGCGCAGCACACGCAGCUGGCCAGCAUGGCCGUGUCGUCGUUUGUCCUGUUCGACCGCCCGCUGACGGCCGUCCAGCCGUUUCGAUUCGCCGGUGUACCCAGCGAGGGCGCCGUCGAGGCAACGGGCGCGCCGGCCUGCCUCACGGCCGCCUUUAUCGUCGACGCCUGCAAGGCGUUUAUCGAAGGCAUCGCCUGCGCGCUGCAGAUCUACGGCAGGCCCUACGACGAGUCGGACCAGCAGAUCAUCCUCAUGGCCCAGGCCCACCGCCGUCUCUACGAGUCCGACAGCAAUCACCUCGUCUUCUCGCGAGCAUCGGCGAGCGGCGCCAAGCUCGGCUUGCGUGCCGCAGAGGCCGAGCGAAGCGAUGGCGACGGUGGUGGCGGUGGCGGCGGCCAUCUCGAGACGAUGAGCAUCUCCCAAACGGCGGCCGAAUACGUGCGGCAGAUGACGGGCCUGAUGGAAAAGUGGCGCCUGGCCGCCACCAUCCAUCGCUGGGCCCCGGCGAGACUGGUCGAGGACGACCCAGGGCGACCCGACAUAGAGGCGACAGAGGCGAUCGCGGCGGCCUCGGACAGCGCCCGCGGUCGUCGCAGCGCGGCCCGUGCCGGCCUCGCUGGCGCCGCGGGUGCAGGGCCUGCACCCGGUGCGACGCCAUCGGUGUCGUCGCCCACGUCGGACACCUUGCCGGCCUCGUCGUCGUCGGCAGCGGCGCAUGCGGCCUCUGCCGCCACGUUUGCUGCGCCGGCCGACGCCUGGCGUGUCAACCGCGCUCGCGACGAAGCCGUCGUCGGGGGAUCGGGUCACUCGGGGUUCGCGUUCCAGAUGCCGAUCGAGGGCACCGGCGCUGGUGGCGGCGGCAACGGCAACAUCGGCGUUGAUGGCGCGACGUGGACGUCGCCGCUCGGCCCCGGCUGGCUCACGACGCCACUGGCCGCCGCGCCGAUGUCGGACAGGACGCCGUCGUCGGGCUACUGGCAACCGGAUCCGACAGAUCAGUACGAGUUCCAGGAGUGGGCCUUUGGCCAGGGCGGCGCCUCGAUGCUGCCCGCCGACAUCGCGUCGAGCCUGCACGACGUGCCUCCGGGUCUCGACUCGCUGUUCGAGGAUCUCUUUCCCUCGUCGGCCACGGGUGCGGCCCCGGCCAUGGCGCCCCCAUCUUCGGCGACCCACGCUGCGCCGUCGCACGACGGUUUCGGCAUGAUCCACCACCGCAGCGGCGGCGGCGGCGACUUCCAGCACCAUCAUGACAUGGGCCGAACGAUGCGCUGA
Pseudozyma flocculosa PF-1 is the source of this 3657-nucleotide messenger RNA. RefSeq lists its product as uncharacterized. The coding region runs from base 1 to 3657 and encodes 1218 amino acids. Gene Ontology annotation, biological process: regulation of DNA-templated transcription. The transcript has a single exon. Gene Ontology annotation, molecular function: zinc ion binding; DNA-binding transcription factor activity, RNA polymerase II-specific. The record is from RefSeq and is a predicted model, not a curated record. NCBI's taxonomy places the organism in Eukaryota, Fungi, Basidiomycota, Ustilaginomycetes, Ustilaginales, Ustilaginaceae.